AUGCCUUCCAACGAUUUCCACCAGGUCAUCGACGCCUGCAACAAGUUUGACUACAGCCCGGACGAAAUGUGGGAGUUCUGCAUCCUUGACAACUCUCGCCCGGUCGGCUAUAUUCCCCAUGGUUUCUUCAACGAUAUGAACUGGGAAGGCACCUCCUUCAUCAUACACAAGGACACGAAGAAGGUCCACCUGAACCCGCCACUCUCCCCUGGCGAGGACAAGGUCGAGGUCUGCAAGCAGCAGUUCGUGAAGCUUUGCGAGAACAACCAGUCCGCGUUCAACGGCAUCCUCAAAGACUGGCUGGCCAACCCUAUCUGCUUCUCGGGCAUCCGCUGGCUCGACACGCCGGGCGAGCUGUUCGCGAUUCCCUCGCCGCUACGCGGCAUCCUGGGGGUCGCCACCGCCGGCGUGCACCUCAACGUCUUCACCGUCGUCGACGGCCGGCCCUCUAUGUGGGUGGCCGUCCGCUCCGAGUCGGCCACGUACCCCUGUAUGAUGGACCAGAUCGUCGCCGGCGGCAUGGACCCGGCCGACGGCUACGACGAGUGGAAGACCCUGCAGCGCGAGGCCAAAGAGGAGGCCAGUCUCAUCCUCGACAUAAAGUCUCGCAAGGUGACUACCGCGGCCGGCGUCGAGGUGGGCACCGUCCAGGGCCCGUCUCGCAUCACCCUUUACGACAAGAAGGACGAACAUGUCGGCCUGGAGGUCGGCCACGUCGAGCCCGGCGUGCGCUUCGUCUUCGACUUGGAUGUGGCGCCGGAAUUUAGACCCAAGCGCGGCAAGGACAAAGCCGUCGGCGACUUCGACCUCAAGUCCGUCGACGAGGUCAAGGAGGACCUCUUGGCCCGCAAGUGGAAGCCCAACUCGGGCCUCACCACGCUAGAUUCCCUCGUGCGCAAGGGCUACGUUGAGGAUGAUGCCGGCGAUCUUCGUGCCCGACUCAAGACUGCUCUCCCAAUGGCAACUGAGUGA
Cordyceps fumosorosea ARSEF 2679 is the source of this 972-nucleotide messenger RNA. RefSeq names its product NUDIX hydrolase domain protein. The transcript has a single exon. The record is from RefSeq and is a predicted model, not a curated record. NCBI's taxonomy places the organism in Eukaryota, Fungi, Ascomycota, Sordariomycetes, Hypocreales, Cordycipitaceae. The coding region runs from base 1 to 972 and encodes 323 amino acids.